Molecule: messenger RNA, 1822 nt
Organism: Vidua chalybeata
Lineage: Eukaryota; Metazoa; Chordata; Aves; Passeriformes; Viduidae
Gene: ERI1
Product: exoribonuclease 1
Exons: 7
Coding region: 352-1167 (271 amino acids)
Biological process (GO): exonucleolytic trimming to generate mature 3'-end of 5.8S rRNA from tricistronic rRNA transcript (SSU-rRNA, 5.8S rRNA, LSU-rRNA)
Cellular component (GO): cytoplasm; nucleolus
Molecular function (GO): 3'-5'-RNA exonuclease activity; nucleic acid binding
Source: RefSeq, a predicted model, not a curated record
GAACGCCGGGAGCCGCGGCCGCAGCUGACCGGGUCUCACGGAGCCGCACGAGCGCGGCGGCGGCGGCGGGGCCGCUGCUCCGCCCAGGGGCGGGCUGCGCGCUCUCCCGCCCCCGACGGGCCGCCGUCCCCGCCGCGGUUCCCGCCGCCGCCGCCGCCAUGGAGGAGCAGAAAGAGAACCGCCCGCAGGCCGCCCGGGACGAGGCGGCGGCUGCUCCAGCAGCCCGGCCGCCGACAGCAUUAUAAGAUCGGUGAUCAAGAAACUAAUGGCAAAACUUCAGCUGCCAGUUCAAACGACUUCAGUGAUCCGAUUUACAAAGAAAUCGCUAUAACCAAUGGCUAUAUCAAUAGAAUGACCAGAGAAGAGCUCAGAAGUAAACUCGCAGAGUUCAAGCUUGAAACCAGAGGAGUGAAAGAUGUACUGAAAAAGAGAUUGAAAAAUUAUUAUAAGAAACAGAAGCUGAUGCAGAAGGAACACAUUAGUGGAGACAGCUGCUAUGACUACAUCUGUGUCGUUGACUUUGAAGCAACAUGUGAAGAAGGAAAUCCGCCUGAAUUUGUACAUGAAAUAAUUGAAUUUCCUGUUGUCUUAGUAAACACACGUACCCUGGAAAUAGAGGAUACCUUUCAGCAAUACGUGAAGCCAGAGAUUAAUCCCAAGCUUUCAGACUUCUGCAUCAGUCUGACAGGAAUAACCCAGGACAUUGUUGAUAAAGCUGAUAUUUUUCCUCAAGUUCUGCAGAAUGUCAUAGAGUGGAUGAGACAACGAGAACUGGGAACAAAGUACAGCUAUUCCAUGUUGACUGAUGGAUCUUGGGAUAUGAGUAAAUUUUUGAACAUCCAGUGCCGUAUUAGCCGUAUCAAAUACCCUUCUUUUGCAAAAAAGUGGAUCAAUAUUCGCAAAUCAUAUGGGAACUUCUACAAGGUUCCUAGGAACCAGACCAAGCUGACAAUCAUGCUUGAAAAUCUGGGCAUGAAUUAUGAUGGGAGACCUCACAGUGGACUUGAUGACUCUAAAAAUAUUGCAAGGAUAGCUAUAAGGAUGCUUCAGGAUGGCUGUGACCUGCGGGUGAAUGAGAGAAUUCACGGUGGACAGCUGAUGACAGUCUCCUCCUCAGUCCCCUUAGAGGGAGCCCCUGCUCCACAGAUGCCCCGCUACAGAAACUAGCAGUUCAGGGCUCUGCCCCGGGAGCUGCCUUCAGACACCUGCUAAAGACUCCAGAGCUUAUUAAAUGGCCACCUCUGCCAGAUUGUCUGCCAUGCAGAAUCCUAAAGCACCUUAACUAAUCAUCUCUGUUGAAAUAAAGAGGAGCAUGGAAACUGUUUGUUCUUUGAAGCCUAUUACAGCAAUUUCUUUUUGUACUGAUGAUUUCCAUUGUUGUUUCCAACUUUGCUAGCAGUGAGGUUGAUAUCUGGAAUCCAGAUGAAGUGUUAAGCUUUUAAGAACAUGUAAUUUGAACACCUGCUAAGAGGGAUUGGGCCUGUGUGCUGCUGUUCCACCCCAGCCUGUGGGCAGUAUUUGUUCACUGUGAUGUACUCCAAUGAUAUCUAGCAUCUGCUUAUUCAUUGCACACAAAUAAGCCAUUCCUGGAAGAACUGAAAGAGCAGUGGUUGGGCUGGCCCUUCCUGAUAAGGCACUCUGCUAAGGGUUCCUACCAAUUUUUUGGUUUUUUACAAAGUCUAGGAAAAAUGGGCGUGCAUUCAUCAGUUCUAAAGCAGUAGAGGAGUACUCUGUUGUUUGGGGUUCUUCUUUAAGGGAUAUGUUUGUCUAUUUCCCCAUCAAAUGGAAGAGCUAGGUGUUGAAUAAAAAUUUCAUUAAUGUA